UUACUGUGUUUGGAGGUUAGGGGUUGAAGGCGUUAGUUUUCUCUUCCUAAUCAUCAUUCUUUUGUCCUCACACUGACUAAAAGCCUCAGAGCUCAACUGUCUGUAAAGACAACAGUAACAGGAAUUAUUCCUCUGUCACUUUCUUACAUAACACUUAUCUCGGUAAUUAUAAUGUGUGUGUAAUGUGUGGGUGGUAGCUGCUGUAUACUGUUUAAUUAGAGCUAAGCAACACAGUAUUAGAUGAGGCAGAUGACACAAACUGAUGUACCAGUUCAUACAUCCGUCAAACUGAAAUUAUUUUAUCUGUCUAAACCUUAAAACGCCUCAGUAGUUUAAAGUCAACAUGCCGAAAGUACCUUGAAAAGAUUAAAUGUACUCUCUCUCUCUCUCUCUCUCUACAUGACUGCGAUUGAAGCUACGUAAUGACUGAGUUAGAAGCCUCAGAGGUAGAGGAACAUCCCCUACCCUACAUGAUCUUUGUGGUGGUCUUCCUCUUCUUCCUCACUGGACUGCUGGGCUUCCUCAUCUGCCACCUGCUGAAGAAGCAGGGCUACCGCUGCCGCACCGGAGACAUGGACGACCCAGACGAGGAGGAGGAGGAGGAGGAGGAGAAGAAGCUUGGAGGGAAUGCAGAUGAUGAGGACGAGGACAACCAGGACACGGUGGAGCAGAUCCUCAAAUGCAUUAUUGAAAAUGAAGCUAACAUGGAAGCCUUCAAUGAGAUGUUUGGGAACCAAAAUGUAUGUGUGCGCCAUGACCCCAGGCUGCGUAAGGAGUCCAUUGGUGGUGUUCCUCCUCAUCACCAUACAGUCCACUCAGGCACCGACCACAACUCCUGCCACCUCUGUGCCCAGGUCCGGUCUAAAAAGGGCCGACGACAAAGCCGAACCCCCCGCUCUAAACAACGACCUGGAGAGCAGACUGUCUUCUCUGUUGGCAGGUUCCGAGUGACGCACACAGAUAAGAAGCUCCACGGAGGUCCUAAUCCAUUGGUCAGUUCAGGGGACCAGCUGGACCAAUCCCAGGACAGCGAUGAUCGGAAGGAGGGCGGGUACAAUCUAAGAAGCAUGUUCAAGGAUGUCCGACCGCCUUUAGAAGGCUCCAAUGGGGUUGCUCCAAAUGUGGGAAAACGCAGGAAGAGUGUUGGCAUAUUCGGGCUGAGACGGGGCAGCGACCCUGUCGGCAAUAAAUUUAGAGAUGGGACAGGCACAGAGAGUGGAGAUGUUAGAUUUGCUAUUCAGCAGCAACCUGUAGUGCUGGAGGAAGUUUUGCAGGCAGAGAAUAUCGCUCUUGACCGUGGUACAAAACCUGGUAUCAAACCUAAAACCGCACCCUCAAAGAGUCAAACGCUUGCUUCACCUCAACGUGAGCCUAAGACUUCAGGUCCUGUUAAUUCUCCCUCGACCCAAAGUAAGGAUCAGACCCAGGGCUCUACGUCUGCUCCUGAGAGGGGCGUUAAAGAUGAGCCUAGUCCUGAACCUCAUACCAACCUUUUGAUCCCACUGUCUGUUGGGACUACAGCAGCUCUUGCCCCCAGCUCUCUUCACAUCCCAUCUCCUGCAUUUAAAACAACAGAGAAACAAGGAGAUGUUGGGGGUAAGGUGUUAAAAAAUGAGGAGGCAUUUGAUCCUGGGCCGCAACAGACCUCUACACCUAUUGCCCCCAUGCCUGGAUCCAUUCCAGGUGUCACUCAUACUGGUCAACCUGAUCCCUGUUCCAGCACAGGUUUUCCAGUUACCCAAACUCCCCCUGACCCAAGCUCCAGCCCAGAUCUGGAAUCAGGUUGUGGUGCUAGCUUAGCUUUAAUAAGCUUAGGUUCAUCCCCACCAUCUUCAGUCUCUUUGUUACAAACUCCUAUGUCACCUGUGCCGUUCACACCGAGCCCUAAAAUUAGUUCAAGACAUACGCCAUCAGAGGAUGCCCUCACGCCAAGCCCCAAACUCCCAUCAGGCCGAGCCAUGUCUGGCCAAUCCCCUGUUCCAUCUUCAUCCUUUGGAAAAAGUGCUAGUCCAUUACAAGCCCGAACUCCCUCACCUGCUCUUGCUGCUAGCCCCAAACUUGACACCAUGCCAGUAUCACCACAAACCCCCUCUACUUCUCCAGCAGACCAAAACAUGUCCUUUGGAAGUUCACCUCGUCCAACUUUAAAGCCAGGAAUUGAGACAUCUGUAAGAUCCGUGGCCAAAGGAGAUAUGAAUUCACAGCCAUUUUCUCUGAAGGAACAAGAGCUGGAAAAAGCCGGAAUCCAAAAGACAGAAGAAAAAACUGAAAUAAUCAGGCCUGGGAUUCUCAAAACUGCUAAACCUCCACCAGUUCAGGAAGAUUCUAAAGGUCCUGCCCAUUACUCUUCCAUUGAUCAGCUUUCUAAAAACAGACUGAGCAGUUUGCCUUUGUCAUCUUCCAUUCCCCUGUCCCCCUCCUCACCUAUAGGGAGCGUAACAAGUAGUGUGACCAUUGUCAAAGCCAGCCCUGACAGCAAGAGAGAGUUUUCCGUUGUCACUAUGGUGGAAGAGAAAGAAUCCUCUACGUCAAUAAAAGACAAGAUAGGAUCAACUUCUGAACUCCGGGUUGAAUCCGAAAAAAUUAUUCCAGGAAUUAGUCCCAAACUUAGUCGGGGAGGAGAGGUUUAUGUUUCAGUUGUUGGACAACCUGAAAGUGAAAGUGGAAAGACUCCUGUAGCAGAGGUUAGCCCAAGGGUGUGCCAAGAGAAGGAUGAUAUGGUGGAGAUGGAAGAUAUUAGGGACUGCAAAGUGACACAGGUUGAAGAAGCAGAGGGGGUGGUGGAGGAGUUGGAGAAGAUGGACAACACUUGGUCAAAACAGGACUGCUAGGUGGUGAUAUGGCUGAGAGACCAGCUCUGAUAAUUCAAAGAAAGAAGUGAAGAGCGGCACCAUUCAGUGGACAAUAGGAAAUAAUACAUGUAGUAAUAAUACAAUCAAGCAAUUAUGAACACGCCUUAAAUUGAGAGCGAGACUGGAUUGGCUGAUUUGCUGUUUGACAGAUGUGAAAUGAUCAGAAACUCUUCUACUGCUAGAUUUAUGAUGGAUGUUGCAUGUUUUAGCCUUUUUUUAAACCACAAAUCACAUAUACUUUAUGUCAUGGCUGACCAUUUGUGAAAGAUUUUUUUCUACUUUUAUGGGCAUUUGCUUCCAUUUAUGUCUGACCGGAGUCUACAGCCAUUUCAGCAGCUUUGUGAGGCUGUAGGGAGCACGACCCAUAGCUACAUGCUAACGUCAGUAUACUAACAAGCCCACAAUGACAAUGAUAUCCAGUAUUGGACAAUGUGG
Messenger RNA from Etheostoma cragini (Arkansas darter), 3287 nucleotides. It is a transcript of the gene rell2, whose product is annotated as RELT like 2. The coding region runs from base 423 to 2831 and encodes 802 amino acids. Lineage: Eukaryota; Metazoa; Chordata; Actinopteri; Perciformes; Percidae. Gene Ontology annotation, biological process: positive regulation of p38MAPK cascade; positive regulation of cell-substrate adhesion. The record is from RefSeq and is a predicted model, not a curated record. The transcript is spliced from 5 exons.